UACUGAGCUCGCUCCCUUUCCUCUCUCUCUCUCUCUUUGGUUGAAGCUGCAAAAGCAUCUUCGUACGUGUGCUCUUAUCAGCUUUUUUGCUUCUUCUUUGUUUUCUCUGGGCUGCAGUUUUUGGUAAGGUAAGUAGUUUGUUGUUGAAAGUUCUUUUGUUGGUUUCGUAAGAGUUUUGAGUGAGAGAGAGAGAGAGAGAGAGAGAAAUAGUCAGACACAGAGAUGGAGAGGGACUUUCUGGGUUUGACCUCCAAAAACGUUUCUGUAAACAUGGAGGCCAAUGAAGAUUCAAAUAACUCAGCACAGCUGAGACGUUCAGGGAUGCAGUGGCCAUUCUCAAACAAGAUUUCUGCAGGACCUCAGUUCCUGUCUUUCAGGGCUACUCAAGAAGAUCAUAGUCCCAGAAAGACUCUGCAUGAUCCACUGGCAUCAUCUGGAUCUAUGACUAUUUCAUCUGCUGAUGUUUUGGACACUAACCAGAAACCAUACUCUGGGGUAAUCCAGAAGAAUUUGAGUUUUGAUAAGCAAGUGGAGAACCAGUAUGCAAUGAAAGUCUAUCCUUUACAACACCAUGAUGCCUAUUCAAUUCAUCGCUCCCGGAAAGUGAGAGUAUUCCCAGUCUCCAAUCAACAAAAUCAAACUAGUACGGUUGCUUUGGGCACUACUGUGCUUCAAUCUCACCAGGUUUCUACUGGCCAGAACAUGGUUGGGUCUACCAUAAAACCGAAACCUCAUAGGGUCACAGCUCCUGUUUCUGUUCUUCCUUCCACAGGUUCUGUGGUUGGUACCACCGAUCUCAGGAAUGGUUCAAAAUUCUCUGGGGCACCUGCUCAGCUGACUGUCUUUUAUGCUGGUUCAGUGAGCGUUUAUGAUGAUAUUACUCCUGAAAGGGCUCUGGCCAUUAUGUUACUGGGUGGAAAUGGGUCAUCUACAGCAGAUGAUAUGACACUUUCAACAACCCAAGAGCCUUCCCCAUUUGAUGGCAUGAUUAAAAACCGGUCCCAUACCACAACACUGUUCCCAGGGCCUCCAAACCCUCUUUCUUUUCCAUCCCAAGCUUGUUCUCAGUUGGGAGUAGGAGCAAGUGGUACCAAUGAAUCAGAGAGAGUCAAACCAAUGGAAACUUCAUCAGAGUCUCACAAAGUAUUCAGUCUAGCAGAGCAUGCUGGUACAACCUUAAUUCCAACAGUGGGUUUGCCUCAAGCACGCAAAGCAUCCUUGGCUCGAUUUUUAGAGAAGCGCAAGGAAAGGGUGAUGCACAUAUCGCCAUACAAUGUCAGCAAGCAAUCUCCAGGCUGCAGCACUCCUAGAUCUGACACUGGUUCAUCUCAGCCCACAUCAAUGAAUUAGUGAGAGAGAUGAACAGAGAACAGCUGCACACUACUAUAGUAAAUAAUGGAGAGAUCUUCAUUGGCAUUUUUUUUUUUUUAAUGUUAAGCUCAAUUCUUUUCGCCCCAAGUUCUAGAUAAAUUUGUCAGAUAUAUUAUUCUGUUUUUGUUUUCAUGUUUUUAAAUUAUUGAAACUACAGACGAACUCUUUUUUUUUUUA
Molecule: messenger RNA, 1548 nt
Organism: Carya illinoinensis
Lineage: Eukaryota; Viridiplantae; Streptophyta; Magnoliopsida; Fagales; Juglandaceae
Product: protein TIFY 6B
Exons: 7
Coding region: 223-1350 (375 amino acids)
Biological process (GO): regulation of defense response; response to wounding; regulation of jasmonic acid mediated signaling pathway
Cellular component (GO): nucleus
Source: RefSeq, a predicted model, not a curated record